AUCAAAAAUCGCGAAAAUUCUAAUUGGAAUUUCGAGUUCUGGUCGCAGUGUUUGUUCUGGUCGGUCAGUCGGCUUCAUCAGCAAGCGAAAAAAAGGGAUUAAAGUAUCGGGAGAAAGGCUAAUUUGUAUUGAAACUAGUCCAAUCAAGUUGGGUUUCAAGAACGUUGCGAAUCUUGCGGUUGUCGGUCAGUACUGCGCGUAGUGUGAGAUUGUAUUGAUCCGUUCUGGCCAUUCCUCUUCUAGCCUAAACAAAACUAGCUUCGAUUACGAUGAGUAAAAUGACUAAGAACAAAUUAAACCUAACGUUGCCGCCGGGUUCGGUGGAUGUUACGGCCAGUCAGCAAACGACUCCAACGCCCUCCUUCAAGACCCCAUCCGGGACGGAAUAUGUCAUCGGGAAGCACAACCUGCUGGGGAAGCCGAAGAAUAGUAUCGAUGCCCUGACGGAAACGCUGGAAGAGCUGGAAAUCGACGAGAAUGCCCGGAAGCGGAUAAAGGUCUUCCUGAGUCAGAAGGAGAAGAUCGGGGAACUGAGCGAUGAAGAUUUGGAGAAGCUGGGCGAAUUGGGUUCCGGAAACGGCGGGGUAGUUAUGAAGGUACGACACAUUCCGACCGAGUUGAUAAUGGCUCGAAAGCUGAUCCACUUGGAGGUCAAGCCGGCCAUCAAGAAGCAGAUUAUCCGGGAGUUGAAGGUGCUGCAUGAUUGCAACUUCCCGCACAUUGUCGGAUUCUACGGGGCAUUCUACAGCGAUGGGGAGAUCAGCAUUUGCAUGGAGUACAUGGACGGGGGGUCGUUGGAUUUGAUCCUGAAACGGGCCGGGCGCAUUCCGGAACCGAUUCUCGCUAAAAUUACCUGCGCCGUACUGAAGGGACUGAGCUAUUUGCGGGAUAAGCAUGCCAUCAUGCAUCGGGACGUGAAACCGAGCAAUAUCCUGGUGAAUAGUAGCGGAGAGAUUAAGAUCUGUGAUUUCGGAGUGUCCGGGCAGCUGAUCGAUUCGAUGGCGAACUCGUUCGUGGGCACCAGGAGCUACAUGUCGCCGGAACGCCUGCAGGGCACCCACUACUCGGUCCAGUCGGACAUUUGGUCGCUCGGUUUGUCGCUGGUCGAAAUGGCCAUCGGAAUGUACCCGAUCCCGCCUCCGGAUGCCAAAAUGUUGGACUACAUCUUCCAGGACAAAGGCGACGAUAGUUCACCCGGCCAGAACAUCAUCGAACCGAAACCGAUGGCCAUCUUCGAGCUGCUGGACUACAUCGUCAACGAACCACCGCCCAAGCUGGAGCACCACUCAUUCACCGAUCGGUUUAAGGACUUUGUCGAUCGGUGCCUGAAGAAGAACCCCGAGGAACGGGCCGAUCUCAAGACGCUAAUCAACCACGACUGGAUCAAGAAUAUCGAACAGGAGGACGUGGACAUUGCCGGCUGGGUGUGCAAAACUAUGGAUCUGCUCCCAUCUACGCCGAAGCGCAACGCGUCGCCUAAUUAAACCGAACGGAAGCAGUUUUAAUAAGCAUGAAAGUGAAACGUCUCUAUGAAUGUUUAAACAAAGGUCUUAACUAUGCGCGUAGACUUAUAGCCGCAUAGCAUGCGAGUAGGUUAGGUGCGCGGAAUUCCGGCAUCGUUCCGUGUUUGUAGUUUUAUUUUUAGUAAUGCAUAGGAAGUUUUAUUUUAAUUGUGUACAGUAUAACGCUUUUUAUUGUCUCAAUCGAUAUAGCAUGCAAUAGGGGCAUCUACUUCAGUGUACGAGUUUUACAGUGAUGCAUUAAAUGCUAUCGAAAAGUAUGAUUCAACACAAUGAAUAAAAUACAUUUACUGAACAUAUGUGUCAUUAUAGUAAAUAUUAAUGGGUAUCUGAACAUAUUGAUCCAUGUACAACAAUAUUAAAUCGAGAUGCAAGAGAAAGGAAGAAUGACAACACUUACCGGAAGGAAAACGCAUUCCCUCUAUUCUUAAAUACUCUUUCAAUGUAGUUGCAGAAUUAACCUAACAGGAAUGUAUUCUACGACUUUUAGUUAGUAUUUGGAAAUGCAUCUACAAAUACACAGAAUCAACUUCACUAUCUAACUAUACUGCACCGUGAAGAGAAAAAAAUGAUCCCACUUUGAUGAAUCAUAUUGAACAAACUACAAGCUUAAAACGUGUCGCUGACAACACUGAUGACUAUACAGGCGAAAAUUCGAAAACAAAAAGUUUCAACCAUUUACAUUACAUGCAGGACAAAUGUAUUGGAAAUAUUUUAAACUCGAA
Messenger RNA from Aedes aegypti (yellow fever mosquito), 2245 nucleotides. RefSeq names its product dual specificity mitogen-activated protein kinase kinase dSOR1 (gene Dsor1). Gene Ontology annotation, molecular function: ATP binding; protein kinase activity. The record is from RefSeq and is a predicted model, not a curated record. The transcript is spliced from 4 exons. Gene Ontology annotation, biological process: protein phosphorylation. Bases 270 to 1484 code for a protein of 404 amino acids. NCBI's taxonomy places the organism in Eukaryota, Metazoa, Arthropoda, Insecta, Diptera, Culicidae.